CCUACCUUGCCAGCUAUCAAUCGUGUCAUGCUAGUCGGAGACGAUAAUCAAUUCGUCCCGCCUCGGUCACUCCAAGUAUCCACCACCAGUGAACUCUUGGCCUGUAUUUAUCCUUUUCGGACUUGCACUAGGUCAACUAGCCAUGUAUAUGGACGACCUCGCUUGUCGCUAUGGGUUCAUAUCAAAUGACAAUGAAUCGAAGCAAAAUGACACCACGCAGUGGGCGCUUGAAUUUUCCGUCAACUCUGGCAAUGCUCCUUUUACCAUGCCUCGAACGCGGAUAUCUCGACGCUCAACUGGAGAUGUCAACAUACUUUCGAAACUCUCGAUUUUACCGCUGGUCAUUAACCUUCGCAAUGCUCUAAUUGGUCUACUUCAACUUGGUACGCAAGGACAGGGCUAUACACAAUAUUUGAUGUUGGGAUGUUCCUCGAAAACGGCCCAGACAGGGCGCCAUAAUGUAUCAGAAACAGAACCGCUGCGAGCCCUCCCUAAUACUCCCUCCACUUCCCGGACGAUUGUCCUGUCAUCUUAGUCUACCUGGUGGGCAACAAUGCAGCU
This is a messenger RNA of Aspergillus wentii DTO 134E9, 561 nucleotides long. RefSeq lists its product as uncharacterized. NCBI's taxonomy places the organism in Eukaryota, Fungi, Ascomycota, Eurotiomycetes, Eurotiales, Aspergillaceae. The coding region runs from base 143 to 535 and encodes 130 amino acids. The record is from RefSeq and is a predicted model, not a curated record. The transcript has 3 exons.